UCAAAGACCAGUCCUGAGCGGUCAGCUGUUCGGCCGUUGGUGCCUGUGAUAAUGCUUUGAAUUUUGACGACGAUGCAUUCAUCGGAAUUUAAUGACUUUUUUUUAAUAUAAUAUAAAAUAAAUCCGACAGAUGUAUCAAGGCGUACAAUUAUUGAGGACUCGUCCGAAGCCUGCCAAUUUAGGCGAAUUGUCACAAUCUUCCGAGUCGGAAGAUCCCGAUACUCACGUCUCAUUGCAUGCCCUAACAAACAGAAAGAAGCGGGAGAAGACAUCCUCAGGGAAGGUCUAUAGUUCAAUAAAGUUCCCAGUACCUGUCUGCCCUGGUAACGGUUCAAAUCUUACUAACCUUCAUUCCAGCUCACUAUGUCUCGUUACAAGGCAAGCCAGCGGACUCCUACACAAGCGGCAUUCUAAUAACUUCACGGACUGGAUAUUGAAAAGACAGUCGGGACUUCUGAAAGGAGGUGCAGGCUUUUCAAACACAGACAAAUGCAUUCUUGUAAAUGCCAAGCUACCGCGUAAAGCAAAUCUUCUCGAUACAUAUGAGAGUAAAGCAUUUUCUGGAAUUUUUUCACAUGAUGGCAACCUUCUUCUUACAGCUUCACAGUAUCGCUUCUUGAGGCUCUAUGACUCUUCAAAUGGUAAAAUGUAUAAGCUGAUAAAAACGAUAGAAGGUCGAGAUGUGAGAUGGAGUGUCCUUGGAACUGCCUUUGCUCUAAAUUCUAGCCAUUUUGCUUACUCAAGCUGGUCCCCAUGUGUGGCACUUGUCAAUAUUGAAAAUGAUACCUAUUCUGAGGUAUCUCUUGAUUUAUGCCCAGUGGAACAACGUAUCGCUGUAUUCUCUCUUCAGUUUGGAAACAGUGGCAACAUGAUUCUCUGCGGAGCCAAUGACGGCUUUAUCUAUUUGUACAAUUUAGGAAGCAACGAGAGGCUUUUAAGGGUCCAUGGUCAUGACGAUGAUUUAAAUGCAGUUGCAUUUGCCGAUAACUCAUCCCAAAUAUUUUACACGGGUGGAGAUGAUGGGAUGUGCAAGGUGUGGGAUAUUCGAACACUCACAGAAAGCUCACCAAAGCCGGUUGGGAUCUUAGCUGGUCACAUGGGUGGUAUCGUUCAUAUUGAUUCUAAGGGCGAUGCCAGGCAUCUAAUAUCAAAUUCAAAAGACCAAACAAUUAAGCUAUGGGACAUAAGAGUUUUAUCAAAUCAAAAAGUCCUGGAUCAUGCAAAACACAUUCUAAGUUUAUAUGCAUGGGAUUACAGGUGGCAAAAAGCACCAAAGGCAUUUAAUAAUGAGAAAAAUAUGGUAAAAGGUGAUACUUCUCUUGCAACAUACCGUAGCCAUGUAGUGCAGCAGACUCACAUCAGAUGUCAUUUUUCACCUGCUUUCACAACUGGCCAACGCUUUAUUUAUACUGGCUGUGCAUAUGGGAAGGUUGUCAUAUAUGAUUUAUUGACGGGAAGGGACAUACUUCACCUUACGGGUCACAAGUCGUGUGUACGUGAUGUUUCAUGGCAUCCGUACAGAACUGAAAUAAUAAGCAGCUCGUGGGACCACAGUGUAUUCAGCUAUAGCAAUUUGAGGUUUAAGUGUAAAUUAGUGGAAGGUACCAGCGAUGUACGUCGCCACAUCCUAUCAAGCAGAUGUUAGGAGAACAAUACUUUUAUAAAUUUUUAUAAUAAACGUAACAAUAUUUUAAAUA
Molecule: messenger RNA, 1697 nt
Organism: Cimex lectularius (bed bug)
Lineage: Eukaryota; Metazoa; Arthropoda; Insecta; Hemiptera; Cimicidae
Product: DDB1- and CUL4-associated factor 11
Exons: 12
Coding region: 131-1645 (504 amino acids)
Biological process (GO): proteasome-mediated ubiquitin-dependent protein catabolic process
Cellular component (GO): Cul4-RING E3 ubiquitin ligase complex
Molecular function (GO): protein binding
Source: RefSeq, a predicted model, not a curated record